UUUUUUCUAAAGGGGAAUUCCCAAUAACUUCUGUGUGAUUGUUGUUGUUGUGGUAACACGUAUUGUCUUACAAUAAACCUUGUGAAUAUUCCUUGGAAAAACAGCAGUGUAAUUCUUUGCUUAGCCCAUAUAUAACCGCAUAUUACCCUUAACAUUGUAGUCAUACUUCACGCCACCCAAAAUUUUGUGCACUAUUUUUAUCCAGUUUAGGUCAUACUCUGUAUCUUUGCAAUAUUUCAACUUUUCAGUUUGUGUUUAGUCAGGAAUCAUUAAAACCACUACACGCUAUAUGGUUAGUAUCACAACCCCCUUUUACAUGCUAAUGUGAUUUAUAAAAUAAGAGAUUAGUAGUUGAUGGUCUAAGGUAUAAUAGGUAUUCUGAGCAUUAUUAGUUGAGACACACAGCAUAAUUUGUUUUACCGCUAAGAAACCGGAAUAGUUACUCAAGAGUUACUAUGGGUCGUAAAUGAAUUUUCUGCAGUCAGAAUAUGACCGAGAGUUUUGAUUGGUUAAUUUUUUUGUCCUUUACUCACGUGAUCAUUAUCAGAAAAUCCUUUGUUUGAGCACGAACGGAUCACUAACCCGAGCAAAUAUACUAGUACAUUAUAAAACGGUGCUGGUUUGUGUUUAUUUAAUUUGGGGUUUGCUCCUAGAAUUUAGAAUUUUAGGGAAUUGCUUUGACACAUUUGCCUCUAAGCUUUCGUUUAAGAGAAACCAAAUGUUGAUAUCCUCGAAGAAAGCUUAGUUAAUUGGACUAGGGUAUUCUGGGUAUUCUAGGUUUCUUAUAAAGAAAAUGUCUUGAUUUAUCAUAGGUUUAAAUAAGUAAACAGAGGAUUUACCACUACAAUUACAAGUAUGGGAAACUUUUUUGGGAGGAGACUAAAGAAGGACAAUGCCAAACUUAGGGAAGAGAAUCAAAAAUUAAAGAAUAAGCUUAAUGAAGCCAAAAAGAAACAAAAACAAAUGGAAAAUUUAAUUGCACAAGUCAGAGAAAAUGAUAUCAAACAGAAAAAAGCUACUGCUUCAAGGUUUCCCGGACGAAAAAUGCGGCCAUCACGUAGUUUUGACGAGAUCCGAGUUAUGCAACGGGCAGUCGUGUCCCAGAUUGAGGAGGUCGACGAACUGCUAUUUUGUAGUGAAGAUUCUCCAUCCCGAUUUCCACAGCAGCUGCCUAGACCACGAUUUUAUCGAGACCAAGAGAUGCUGGCAUUGGAUGGUUAUAACAACCCAUUGUUACCAUAUACAGGCGAAAAUUUUGGUUCGGUUGAUGCCAAAAGCAUUGGUAUUGAGGUGCCACACUUAGGUAGCAGGAGUUGUGCCAUACCUGUGCCAAACUCAGAUCCUGUUCAUCGAAGAUUCCUACCGGAGCCCUCACUAACGCCAAGUCAGCAGAGCUACAUCAAUAUGAGAAAACCAAUAGCAGAUUCGUUCGAUGUCACUUAUCGUGGAAAUACCGAUUUGAUACAAAAAACAGUGAGGCAGUCAAGAGAGAAGCUCAAAGAAAGAGACAAACAUGAUCAAACACUCUUCCACUACACUGCAAGAAGAGAAAAAAAUGACCUACUUCGAUAUUUGUUGCUAUUGGACACAGACUUAACAGUGAACAAUGUGGACACUUGGGGCAAAACAGCUUUACACUGGGCUUCGGAAAUGGGGCAUACUGAAACAGUGCGAAUCUUGGUGAGUUUUGAUGCAGAUCAAACGAUUUCUGAUCAUAAUGGAUGUUUACCAUGUGAUGUAAUCUGCAGAGUUAUGGGAAGCCAUGCGGAUAGAGAAGAAAUACAAAGAAUAUUACAGCCCCAAUACAGCACCUCCAUUAAUUCGUAAAAAGGCUAAAUAUACGUACAAGUAAAAUGUAAAAGUUGAUCCAUGCAUGCAGUAAAUUCACAUGAUGAAAAGAGUGUCUUUACGAGAAGAAAAUGUUUGUGGUUUUCGGGUAAAUUCGUAAAAGUUUUGUUCCCGCAAAAAGUAUAGUCAAUUUCAAGUUGUUUCAUUUCCGCAAAAUUUUCAAAUUAGAAAUUGUCGCUGAGAAUUUCACUGGACAACACAAAAUUCGUAAAACUAAUCAGGAUUAGCUAACAGAAAUUCUGCAAGAUGCAACUGAUUUUCCCCGGAAAAAUUUUUUAAUUUUGCGAAACAGCGGCAGUAUUUUCCCCAAAAAUGGAAAAAUCUACUAAAGUACUAAAAGAGCAGUAAAAACACCAGUUUAAUAAUUAACCUUUCACAUCAAUACCUAAAGGGAAGAAACUUUUACGGAAAUUUCUUGCGCAAAAUUUAUAUUUGUGAUGUUGGAAUCUAUUAGCAAAUAUAUGUUCUGUAUGAUUGCACUUUAAAAAGCAAUUCGUAAG
Molecule: messenger RNA, 2348 nt
Organism: Hydractinia symbiolongicarpus
Lineage: Eukaryota; Metazoa; Cnidaria; Hydrozoa; Anthoathecata; Hydractiniidae
Exons: 10
Coding region: 856-1827 (323 amino acids)
Molecular function (GO): protein binding; fatty-acyl-CoA binding
Source: RefSeq, a predicted model, not a curated record